Messenger RNA from Toxotes jaculatrix (banded archerfish), 1025 nucleotides. It is a transcript of the gene stard15, whose product is annotated as StAR-related lipid transfer (START) domain containing 15. The transcript is spliced from 6 exons. NCBI's taxonomy places the organism in Eukaryota, Metazoa, Chordata, Actinopteri, Toxotidae. The record is from RefSeq and is a predicted model, not a curated record. The coding region runs from base 1 to 786 and encodes 261 amino acids. Gene Ontology annotation, molecular function: lipid binding.
AUGCCAGUGCAGAUCCCGGACGACUCGGACUUCUCUUCGUUCAAAGACCAGUGUCUGAGUCUUGACGGAUGGAUGAGCCGCUACAACAAGGGGGGGGUGACGGUGUGGUGCCGGGAGGAGGAGAGCAGGACGGUCCAGAAACUCAAGAUGAGGAUAGUGUGUAAAGACGUGACGGCAGAGACACUGUACGAUGUCCUACACGACACCAGCUACCGCAGGAAGUGGGACACCAACAUGAUCGACACGUAUGACAUCGGCCGUCUGACCGUCAACGCAGACGUUGGAUAUUACUCCUGGAGAUGUCCAACCCCUCUGAAGAACAGAGACUUUGUGACCAUGAGGUCUUGGCUUCCUCUCGGGAACGACUACCUGAUCAUCAACUACUCCGUCAAACACCCGGAACAUCCUCCUAAGAAGGACUACGUCCGAGCCGUGUCCCUGCUGACCGGAUACCUGAUCCAGUCCAACGGAGCCAACUGCUCCACCCUCUACUACCUGACCCAGGUGGACCCCAGAGGUUCUUUACCAAAGUGGGUGGUGAACAGAGUGUCUCAGUUUGUGGCUCCAAAGGCCAUGAGGAAGAUCUACAAGGCGUCUCUGAAGUAUCCGGAGUGGAAGAGGAAGCACAACCCGAACCUGAAGCCGUGGAUGUUCCCGGAGCAGAACACGCUGCCGUGCAUCAGCGUGUCGGAGCUGACGGUGCAGCGAGCCGACUCUCUGGAGAACAUAGACGAGAGCGGCGUGAGCGAGGAGAAGACGCCUCACAGCGAGGACGAAGAGACUUAAACACCCGCACAGACUCACAGCGUAACCUCUGCUUUCUCUCUGCUUUACUGUUUGUUGUUUUGUUUGACGAGAUAAACUUUAUUGAUCCCACGCAGGAAAACGGAAGUGUGAGACUGAUCAGACUCGGACCAGUGAGGGAGACGAUCCGGUUUCUGUCUGCAGCUCGUUUGUUUGGUCCAACAGGAAAAUGUCUUCCACAGUGUCUGUGCUCAUUGUGCCGUCGAGCAUCAGCUCUGAGU